Messenger RNA from Dermochelys coriacea (leatherback sea turtle), 3527 nucleotides. RefSeq names its product acetoacetyl-CoA synthetase (gene AACS). Gene Ontology annotation, cellular component: cytosol. Lineage: Eukaryota; Metazoa; Chordata; Testudines; Dermochelyidae. Gene Ontology annotation, biological process: lipid metabolic process; positive regulation of insulin secretion. The coding region runs from base 271 to 2274 and encodes 667 amino acids. The transcript has 18 exons. The record is from RefSeq and is a predicted model, not a curated record. Gene Ontology annotation, molecular function: acetoacetate-CoA ligase activity.
AGCGAUGCUGGGGACUGGGCUGCAUUUAUCCCGGGCUCCUGAUUGCUUGGGGUGGAGGUGUGCGGGGACAGGGGGUGGGGCCCUUGGCCCGCUGCUAUCUCCAGCCCCCGGCGGCGUGCGGGCGGCGCACUCAUUCGCCCGCCCGGCGGAAGGUUACAGCGGGGGGCGCGCUGCCUGUAAAGCCCGGCCCGGCGGGCGGGGCCGGCCAGUGCUGGCUGAGGCCCCGGCGGAGCCGGUCGCGUCGUGGGAGGCGGCGGCGGCGGCGCCGCCAUGUCUCAGGAGCCGGAGAUCCUGGAGUCCCGGGUGAUGUGGGAGCCCGACUCCAAGCGCAACACCCAGAUGGACCGGUUCCGGGCCGGCUUGGUCGGCGCCUGCGGGCUGCGCCUGGCCAACUACAAUGAGUUGUACCAGUGGUCUGUCGAGUCCUACUCUGAUUUCUGGGCAGAAUUUUGGAAGUUCAGUGAGAUUGUCUUCUCUCAUCUAUAUGAUGAGGUAGUUGACCCAUCUAAGGGAAUUGCAGAUGUUCCAGAGUGGUUUAAAGGCAGUCGGCUCAACUAUGCAGAAAACCUUCUGAAGCAUAAGGAAAAUGACAAAAUUGCUCUCUAUGCAGCGAAGGAAGGCAAAGAAGAAAUCUCGAAAGUCACUUUUGAAGAGCUAAGACAAGAUGUAGCUUUGUAUGCUUCGGCCAUGAGGAAAAUGGGAGUGAAAAUAGGAGACAGAGUUGUUGGUUAUUUGCCCAAUGGUAUUCACGCAGUGGAAGCAAUGCUGGCUACUGCAAGUAUUGGUGCUGUUUGGAGUUCAACUUCGCCUGACUUUGGAAUUAACGGCGUACUGGACAGGUUUUCCCAAAUUCAGCCCAAGCUGAUCUUCUCUGUUGAAGCUGUCGUAUACAAUGGCAAAGAACAUAACCACAUGGAAAAACUGAAUAAUGUAGUAAAAGGACUCCCAGAUUUAAGAAAAGUGGUGGUGAUUCCAUAUGUUUCAUCGAGAGAAGUGAUAGAUAUUUCUAAAAUACCAAACAGUGUUUUUCUAGAAGAUUUCCUGGCUACUGGGAAAGGAGACCAGGCCCCCCAGCUGGAGUUUGAACAGCUGCCCUUCAGUCAUCCUCUCUUUAUCAUGUAUUCAUCUGGCACAACAGGAGCACCAAAAUGCAUGGUUCAUUCAGCAGGGGGCACACUAAUUCAGCACCUGAAGGAGCAUAUUCUUCAUGGCAACAUGACUAGCAAUGAUGUUAUUAUGUACUAUACAACGACUGGCUGGAUGAUGUGGAAUUGGUUAGUGUCUGCGCUUGCUGCAGGAGCUUCAGUGGUCUUGUAUGAUGGAUCUCCUCUUGUUCCAUCACCCAAUGUGCUCUGGGAUUUGGUUGACCGGCUGGGGAUCACCAUCCUUGGAACAGGUGCAAAGUGGCUGGCUGUAUUAGAAGAGAGAAACUUAAAACCAUGUGACACCCAUAAUCUUCAAACACUUCAUACUAUACUAUCUACAGGGUCACCACUCAAAUCACAAAGCUACGAGUAUGUCUACAAACAUAUAAAGAGCAGUGUCCUCCUGGGAUCCAUUUCAGGUGGAACAGAUAUCAUUUCAUGUUUCAUGGGUCAGAAUGUUACAAUCCCAGUUUACAAAGGAGAGAUUCAGGCCAGGAACCUGGGCAUGGCAGUGGAAGCAUGGAAUGAUGAAGGCAAACCAGUUUGGGGGGAAAGCGGUGAGCUGGUUUGUACCAAGCCUAUGCCGUGUCAGCCUACACACUUCUGGAAUGAUGAGAAUGGAAACAAAUACAGGAAAGCUUAUUUUUCAAAAUUCCCAGGUGUUUGGGCCCACGGUGACUACUGCAAAAUAAAUCCUGAGACUGGAGGAAUCAUCAUGCUUGGCCGCAGUGAUGGUACGCUAAAUCCAAGUGGAGUGAGAUUUGGAAGUUCCGAAAUCUAUAACAUAGUGGAAGCCUUUGAGGAGGUUUCAGAUAGUCUCUGUGUCCCUCAGUACAACAAAGAAGGGGAGGAAAGGGUGAUCCUCUUCCUGAAGAUGGCGUCGGACCAGGUGUUCAGUCAGGAUCUGGUGAAAAGGAUUAGGGAUGCGAUACGCAUAGCGCUGUCUGCCAGACAUGUUCCUAGCCUCAUUCUAGAAACCAAAGGCAUUCCGUACACAAUAAAUGGGAAGAAAGUUGAAGUGGCUGUGAAGCAGAUCAUUUCAGGGAAGGACGUUGAUCAGCGGGGAUCUUUCUCAAAUCCAGAGACGCUGGAUUUGUACCAAAAUAUUCCUGAGCUUCAGAAUUUCUGAAUCUGUUGCAUCUCUGUGUUCUGUGUUUUUUUUUGUAUAUAUGAAUACUGUAUGUAAAGAGAAAACUAUUUAAAUACCAGUGGUUCUUUUAAAGGAAAAAUAUUUCAUUAAGUACAUUAUGAAAGGCUUGGGUAAAAUGUAGCUACCUUUUACUAGAUGAAUAGGCAAUGUGUCUUGGAGUCUGUCUUUAAGCCUGGAAGAGGGAAACUACCUGUUGGGUUUUUAUACAUGUGACAAAUGCAUCUUUUCUGGUUUGAUUUAUAUCAACAACCUGACAAACUAGAACCUGAAUAGCAAACUGUUUCCAAUUGAUAAUGGAAUAUUGUGUUCAUAAAACUGACUUUUUUCCUUUUAUUUUUUUAAAUGGAAUUCAAGCUAUUUAUUUAAAAUAACACAGUUAGAGCCACGUGCAGGGAGUAUGUGGCUUUUUUUAAAUACUUGAUGUUUGUCCUAUGCCGGAGGGUAAAGGCAUGUCAGCAUGGCCAUGAAAUAUACAAGUAUGCAAUACUUUUUAAUGUGUUUUUUAUAAAGCCACAUCUUAAUUCACAGCUGCUACUCUGAAACCUCUCAUUUGACUGACUCAGUUUGAGCACAGUCUUGAAAUGUCUCAUUGUACCCUUGGAGGUAAUUGCUGCUUCAUUUUGUGAUAUCUUCACAUAUAGUUUUAAGUUUUUAGCUAAUAUGUUUUUAUAGUUUUUUUUUUUUUGUUUUUUUUUUUGGGAGGGGGCAAGUGCUGUCAUUUGUUGGUGAAAAUCCAGUGUUUGUCUGAUUUUCAGUGGAAUUACAUCAGUGUAACUGAGAAUAGAAUUUGACUCUUACUGCUCUAAAAUCCAUUAUUAGAGUUUGAAGGCAAAAAUCCAGUAUUGCAUUAGCUGAACAACUCCAGUUAUUAAUGUAAUAAAAGCCAAUGUUUUUGUAAGACUUUUUUUUUUUUUACUAAAUGUGAUGUUGGAAGUGAAAAACUAAAUUUUUUUAAUUCUUUAUCCUUCUAGUUUAUAAAGGGAAAAAACCUUUUACAAGUAUGUUGACACUAUAAAAUGGAAACACACCUAUUUCACAAAGAAGAUGCAACUGCAAUAGGUAUACAGAACCCCUGGCAUUCAAGAUCCCAUGCAGUAUUUGAAUAUUGUGGGUAAAGUAUUUAAUGCGUUAAAAUCAUGGGGUAUCCUUAAUUGUGUUCAGUGCAUUCAAUGCUGUUAAUAUGUUAAACUUAAUAAAAAUGAAACCGAUCCUUAAGUGUUGGUUUUUAUUUU